UUUGCCGUAAAACUAAAUCAUACCAUCACAAUGAAGAUGUCUAUAUUUGGUGAACUUAACACGUUUGAGUUGCUCGUCCUGAGCAGCUUAUUGCCAGGCGUCUUCGUGUUCCUGUGGACAUUAAUAACCGGGGAUAUUAAGAACUUUAAGGGAAGCAAGCUGGCCUACUCAGAAUUCACCGCGCAGGAUCCUAUUAACUGCUACCAGAAUUACGGCGAAAAGAAAGAUAAGGAUUCUUAAGUCGAUUGAUGCAAUUGAUGAUGGUCAUCAAAGAUAACUAAAUAUAUAAUGUUUUAAAAUUGUAAAAAUAUAUUGCGGAUCUGGCAAUAGAAAUAAAGUCAGAUUGAACCAGA
Drosophila persimilis is the source of this 353-nucleotide messenger RNA. RefSeq lists its product as uncharacterized. The record is from RefSeq and is a predicted model, not a curated record. The transcript is spliced from 2 exons. NCBI's taxonomy places the organism in Eukaryota, Metazoa, Arthropoda, Insecta, Diptera, Drosophilidae. Bases 31 to 240 code for a protein of 69 amino acids.